GAUCGUUUGGGUAACCUUGGUGUCAUUGAUGAUAAAUACGAUGUCGCGAUUUCAACUGCCUGUUGCGUCAUUUUCAUUCUUUCGAAUGAACUGCCUACCAUGGACAAUGCACCCGAGUUUGAGCUAUCAAAGUUAGAGAUGGGUGCGAGUGCUUGCGCAAACCGUAUUCUCUAUACUGAAAAAAGAGUAGCCGAGUUGUGGCAAAAAAAGAUAGAUGAUACUAGGCGUAUGGGACAACUUCGAAUACAAAUUGAUCAUCUAACACAAGAAGGUGAUGAGGAACAAGAAUUUCAAAUUUACACUGAAGAUGAACUCGAUGCAAUGGACAAAGAUAUAGAGAUCGAUGAUCUUAAGAAUAUACAAAAUGUCAAUCCAAAUCUAAAUGUUUUGGAAGAUUAUCGUAUUCGUGAGAAAGUUUAUUUGUCACGUGUUAGAGAUCUUGAAGAUAUUACGAUCGUUUAA
Messenger RNA from Funneliformis caledonium, 462 nucleotides. Lineage: Eukaryota; Fungi; Glomeromycota; Glomeromycetes; Glomerales; Glomeraceae. The record is from the annotation of a GenBank genome assembly.